Messenger RNA from Vavraia culicis subsp. floridensis, 596 nucleotides. RefSeq lists its product as uncharacterized. The transcript has a single exon. The record is from RefSeq and is a predicted model, not a curated record. The coding region runs from base 1 to 489 and encodes 162 amino acids. Gene Ontology annotation, biological process: DNA repair; protein polyubiquitination; proteasome-mediated ubiquitin-dependent protein catabolic process. Lineage: Eukaryota; Fungi; Microsporidia; Pleistophoridae. Gene Ontology annotation, cellular component: HULC complex. Gene Ontology annotation, molecular function: ubiquitin conjugating enzyme activity.
AUGUCAACCCCUACCAAACGAAGAUUGAUGAAAGACUUGAAGGACUUAGAAAGAACAAAAAGUAGGACUGUAUUCGCUGCACCGUUGCAGGACGACAUUCUGACGUGGUGUGCACUCAUAAUUGGUCCAAAAGACACACCCUUUGAGGAUGCGACGUUCAGUAUGACCAUGGCAUUUGAUGAAUCAUAUCCAUGCACCCCACCAACAUGCAAAUUCAUCAGCAAGGUAUACCACCCGAAUAUUUACGCCAAUGGUGAUCUGUGCCUGGACAUUCUUACGAAUAGAUGGUCACCCACUUUCAAUGUAAUGACCAUCUUGAUGAGCGUUCAAUCGAUGCUUAACGAUCCAAAUGUGCACUCACCUGCCAAUUUGGAAGCAGCAAAUUUGUUUGAUAAUGACAAGAAGUGCUAUGUAAGGCGAGUUAGAGAUUGUGUGGAGAAGAGCUGGUAUGACCUGGACAAUGAGCUUGAGAAGAACGAGGCUGACUGAUUUGUUGGUAAUAGUUCGCUGUGUCAUGCGUGGUUGGUGCUUGCUCUGCAGUGCCCACCUUUUUGUCCUUGUUUCACUUACUGUUAUUAAAUCAAAUACUCAUUCGC